This is a messenger RNA of Colletotrichum spaethianum, 1788 nucleotides long. RefSeq names its product RNA exonuclease 4. Gene Ontology annotation, cellular component: nucleus. The coding region runs from base 1 to 1788 and encodes 595 amino acids. NCBI's taxonomy places the organism in Eukaryota, Fungi, Ascomycota, Sordariomycetes, Glomerellales, Glomerellaceae. The record is from RefSeq and is a predicted model, not a curated record. Gene Ontology annotation, molecular function: exonuclease activity; nucleic acid binding. The transcript has a single exon.
AUGUCCUUUGUCGACCUCAAACACAUCCCCUGUCCUGCCGGGGACAGGUGCACCGCAUUCCAGUGCCUUUUCCAGCAUAAAGAUGACAGGGAUAAGAUGGCGGCACCAUCAGCACCGGCGCUCAACGCGUCAGCAACGUCGGCCAAGAGGUCGACUGAUACCACGACGGAUGCAACCCAGGAUGGCCCUCGAAAACGUCCAAAAGCUGCUCAGCUCGUCAGGAACCCCGCCAAUUCUGCAAGAACGCCUACUCCUGUCAAAACCACCUCAAAACAAGACACCACUGCGCCGAGACCAGAUGACACUCUGUCAGCUGUCGCUCGGCCCAUUUCACCUCCACCUUUAAAUCGCCCGUCUGCCUCUUCCUCGUCGGCCGUGAAGAGGCUUCCUCAGUCCAAACCACUCGCACCUUCCCUCGCUUCGUCCGACCUCAAGAAGUCGUUGAAUCACUCUACUCCCACCAGAUCCUCUCUUUUAUCUGCAGCCAAUCACCCUUCCAAACCCAACACUCCUUCAGUCACUACCUCCUCUGCGACUGCUUACACCCCAAAGUCAGCCCAACAAGGCACUGCUUCUCCGCACACUCCUUCAACACCAACCACGUCCAAGACCGAGCCACCACCCAAGCUCAGAAAGCCGGAGGCUCUCACGCCUCGCUUACUUAAAUCAUCCCCGGCCAAGUUCGAUAUUCGAUACAAGCUUGUGCAGAUGCUAUACGGCGAAUACACUCGCCUUAAUAACGAACUCAAGAAGACCGCCAAAGACGCCGAAGAGAAACAACUCGUUCUCACGGACCAGGACCUCAUCUGGAGAGUCCUUGACGAAGAGGAGACCACCGCUAUCGAGAAAGGCGCCAUCUACUCAAACGUAAUCAAGAACAAAAUCAUGCAGUACAAGAAGAUGACACUGCUGCAGUGGAAGGACGAGAGGGUCGUCCAACGCCACCAGCAGACACAAAAAGGCCCUCACAAGAAGCCGCCUGUGUCUCCCAAAAAGAUUGUGACUGGGUUGACGCCGGCGCAGGAGGUUCGCCUCGUUCGCCACCUUAUCACCCCCGUUAAUGGCCUCGCUGCCCACGGCUACGUUUCGUCUGUCCCCACUGAGAUCGAGAUCAACAAGGCCCGUGAGGGUCUCGAGGCCGCCAAGGGGUGGGAGAAGUGCGAUCGCUGUGACAAGCGUUUCCAGAUGUUUCCUGGCAGAAGAGAAGAGGAUGGGGCCCUUGCCUCCGGCGGUACUUGCACCUUCCAUUGGGGCAAGACCUACUUCCCCGAGCGCCAACUCGGCGACAGAUCCAAGCAACAGAAGCGCUACCGAUGCUGUGGUCAGGCUGUUGGAGAUUCCGCCGGCUGCUACACCAACCCUCAUCAUGUGUUCAAGGCUUCAGAUCCCAAACGGCUUGCCACCAUCCUCAACUAUGCCGAGACACCUGCAAACCCUAAUGCGCCCUCCGACAGAGCUGUGUGCUUCGACUGCGAAAUGUGCUACACCGUUCACGGCCUUGAACUUGUCCGUCUUACUGCCACAGCUUGGCCCAACGGAGAAGAGCUCUUGGACGUCCUCGUUCAGCCGGUCGGCGAGGUUCUGGAUCUGAACUCACGAUACUCCGGUGUUUGGCCCGAAGACAUGGCGUCCGCAGAGCCUUGGUCUGCCAAGGAACAAGACCCAACCCCCGCACAAGCCAAGAAAAUGGCAAGUCCCAAAAAGGGCAAGAAGAAGAUGAAGAUUGUCUCUUCUCCCGAAGUGGCACGCGACCUGCUCUUCUCUCUCAUCGCCCCCAAUACCCUCUGA